Messenger RNA from Vicia faba (fava bean), 513 nucleotides. The record is from the annotation of a GenBank genome assembly. Lineage: Eukaryota; Viridiplantae; Streptophyta; Magnoliopsida; Fabales; Fabaceae.
AUGGAUGGAUCCAAGAUUACCAGAUCCACCGCCAUACGAAAAGCGGCCACUGCUACCUUAAGAGUAAGUAAUCAACCACCUCUUCCUCCACAACAAAACACAUCAGAUCCUAGAGCGUUAGUUCCUUCACAUUUGGACGAAGUUCGAGAUCUACAAGUGGCAAGGUCAAAUUUGAUCAAUCUGGUGGAGACUCCUAUUUUAGUUCCAACUACAUAUCAUGAAACCUUACUUAGAUUUCACAUGCUACAAGCAAACCUUGACAUACAAGGCACCAAUGAGUUACUGAACAACGUGUUCAAUAUUGCUCGAGAAUAUAAUUUAAAUGCUAUUGAAGAAAGGCUUCAAUGCCUUGAAGAAAUCCUCCACAAAGCUCCCUCCCGCGAGAAUACAAUUCAAGAAGCUGUUUCAAGAAAGACCCGCAUUGUGAUCUCGAAACUAGUCGAAACGAAGGGAAAUGAGGUUCCCUGGUCAAAGGAUCAGUGUAGAAGUAAAAAUCAUCAAACUUCCCCCUGA